Molecule: messenger RNA, 2520 nt
Organism: Hansenula anomala
Lineage: Eukaryota; Fungi; Ascomycota; Saccharomycetes; Phaffomycetales; Wickerhamomycetaceae
Gene: SEG1
Product: Seg1p
Exons: 2
Coding region: 1-2520 (839 amino acids)
Source: RefSeq, a predicted model, not a curated record
AUGUUCUCUUCAAGAAGGAAAAGUCGUGAGCCUGCUGCCACAGUUCAAAAGGGAUUUGGUGUCCAACAACAAAAUAAUGUCAAUUCCAAUGCCUUAGCUGCUGCUACUGCCAUUGGUAAUGCUUUGAAAACAGGAACUCCUAUCCCUAGAUCAAACAGCUUACAAAGAACCUCAAGUAUGCAAAGAUCUUCCAGUUUCUUGAGUAGAAAGCCAGCAUCAAGAUCCGGAAGUUUAUUGGGAUUACAAGGCCCACCUGCAAGUUUCCAGCAACAGCAACGUCAGCAUCCACAAGCAGUUCCAAAGAGGUCACAGUCACUAACAGCUGGAUCAUCUUAUGGUAAGAAACUCAAUGCUAAAAAAUCAACAUCAUCGUUGUCAUCUGGUCCAAGAAUGAUCAAGAAACAUAUUCCUGGUCCUUAUGGAUUAGUUACAAUUGAAGUCCCGGCUGAAGAAGAACAAAAACCAAAAGUUAAACCAAGAGGUUCUCAGUCUUUUACAAGAUUUUCCGAUAGAGGUAGUUUAAGAUCCUUUCAAUCCACUGGAUCGCAAUCUUCAAGCCCUCGUGUAAAGAGAGCCAUCAUUAAUGAACCUUUAAAAGAAGUUGAUGAAGAAAUUCCUGAAGAUUUUGAACAACAAGAGCCACUGUAUCCAACUGAAGAGACUUAUGAAAGUCCAAAAGUUAGUACUCCUCCAAAAUUGAAUCUAAUACAUGAAGAAGAAGAUCAUCACUUGAAUGAUGCUACACAAGAUUUAGAGCAAUUGAAACUUGAAAAAGAAAAUGAAGAAUUGAAAUUAAAAGAGACAUUGGAUCAAGAGCAAGAUUUAGAGCAAAAUGCUUUGAGUGCAAAAGUUGAUCCGUCAGGGACAGUCUCCCCUGUGCCUACUGAAAUCAAAGCCAUCAAAGAAACUAUUGUCUCAACAGAGCCAACUAUAAAUGCAGAUGGUACAAUUGAAGGUGCACAAACCCCUGAUCUGGAAAAUGAUGUCUUGGAUGAAUAUACAGACAUCCCUUCAACUGCUAAGUCGAAUGAUACUGUUACUGCUGGUCAGUCGUCAUAUUCAACUAUUGAUAGUGAAACUGAACAAGAACAUCACGCAUCUUCUAUGGCACAACAAUUGCGCCCAACAAUUCCAUCUUUACAAGUCAAUAACAGCAAAAUCGACACAAAUGGACCUCAAGAUACUGUUCCAGCUUCUGUUGGUUUAGCCAAUACUGUGUCUGGGGAGACUGCUGCAAGUAGUUUAUACUCAAAUGAAUCACCAGAGUUUGAUGGGGUUAGUUCUCAACCAACUAAAUCUAACACAAAUGAAUCCUCUCAAGACUUGCAAAUACCCGCAAGAUCAUCAAAAAGAGAUAGUUCAACGUCACCAAGAAAAUCAGCUUUAAAGAUUAAAUCAAGUUCUACUGUUAAUCUGCAUGAUACUCCUACAAACACUUCAAACCCUUCAAAUCCUGCAAAUGCUGCGUAUCUUUCAUUGACAACUGCUGAGAACACCAGAUUAAAUGCUUUAUCUUCAUCUAAUUUGCCAGCUACAGCAUUAUCCAGAACAAACUCUUCAAGACACUCUUUAAGACAAGAACCAUCUAACAGCAGCAACAACAUCAAAACAACCAUGAGACCUCAGCAACCUCAAACUAAUGGCCCAAGAACGACAUUGAGACAAAAUCCUCCACAACAACAACAGCAACAAUAUCCAAAAGUUGCAGCCCCACAUCAAUUGCAGAAGCGUCCACAAUCUGUUGCAACUUCAAGACCUGAGCAGGCUAACAACAAUAGACAAGGCAGACCAGCUUCUGCGCAAGGCUUCAGACCACAGUCACAAGCUGCUCCUUCUUCCAGAAUCUCCAGACAACCUCAACAACAACAUUCACCAUCAAAUGCUGCUGCAUUGAGUGCUGCUACGAAGAAAGCAGAACCAUUAAAACCUUUGAUCAGAUCGUCAAGUUUUGAAAAAGAUAGACCAGCUGAAAGUCAUGCAGCUUUCAAGAGAAAAUCUCUUAGAGAUCCUCAAGUUAAUAAUCAUGCUAAUGUUGAGUCACAACUUGGAUUCUAUCGUCAUCAAGCUGCACAACAAAAUCAUCAUAAUCAUCAACAUCACCAACCACUGCAGCAGUCCCAACAAGCUCCUCAAGCAUCUAAUGGAAACGGCCAUGGUUUUGCAGGAUUCAGAUCAAGAUUUGAUGAUUCUGAUUCCGACUCUGAAGCUGUUCCAACCUUGAGAAAAGAUAAAAAGAAAACGGAUUAUAAUUUUGCUCCUCCUCCAACUAAUCCAUCAUUGAGAAAACCAAAAAGUCAAUUUACUUUGAGAAGUGCAAGUAAUAGUGCAAUCCCUGAGAAUGGAUCACCAGCAAAAUCAUUGCCAGAGAAAAGAAAUACUCGUUAUUUCAGUGAAGCUGAUAAAGAACAAUUAUUUAAUGAACAUUUAAAGAAAACAGAAGCUGCCUUACACAAUGGCGAAAAGAAAAAGAGUAAGUUUGGUGGCAAACUAAAAAAAUUAUUCGGCAGAGGUAAUAAUUGA